AAGCAUAUUCCAGUUCAAAAAGGGCAGUCCAUAUAUGUCAUCACAAACAAGAAGAUCGCCAGAACGCGUUGAGUAAGUGGCUUUGUGGCCCGCCGGAAAUUUCAGCUGCUGGGAUUUCCUCCGCAAUGGGGCAUGAUGAGUUCCCCCAGUGUCGACAUAAGCUGGCCUACUCGGGUUCCACGGUAAGAGGAUUGAGAUUCACCUCAAGGCCGUGGCCGUGAUAAGCAUGAUGGUUUAUGUGCUUGGUUGGGGCUGCUCUGGGUUUGUUCAGACAGCUGCUAAUGCUAGGGGGAGGAAACUGCGAUAUGCACAAAACGUUACAAGGUGUGGCUUGUAAGUAAAGGAUCGCUGCAUGGCUGCACCGGACAAAGACUAGCAGCUCUCAGGGGAUGCUUGAUAGCGGAUGGCUUCUUCACUUGCGGCGGUCAUGAACGCCCAGAAGUCCCAACAAACUGCCUUAGAACUGCCUUUCAUUGUUGUUUUGAGUACCUUUAGCGCUCCUCAAGUUGUCCUUGAUUAUCGGGUAGGUUGUUUUCCCAGUUCAUAGGUACUGCACAACCUCAACCUGGAAGAAAGUGAGGAGUGCUUGUAUCAGAACAAAGAUCAAGGGCGAUGGUAGGGUGUUGAGAAAGCAGUGUUUUGGUAUAUUCAAACCUUGUUGAUUGAUCAGAACGGGCAUAGAGCAAAGGAAUUCAUCGAUUUGAGUUGCAUACAAUGCAGUGGGAAUGGUCCUUUGAAUGAAUGAAUUUGCAUUCGUUGUAUGCGUGCCGUGGCAGCAGUGGGAGUUGAGUGUGACUGCUCCAUGGCGCCUGCUGCUGUUCUUGCUUGCAUUUGUUUUUCUGGAUGCGAACAACCGCAGAUUGUUAUGUUGAGUUGAGAUUCCCGGCGCAUUGCAGGCCAUUGUAAGUUUUGUCCUGCCUGCGUCUUGCAUGAAAUGGUUCCUUGCGCCUGUUCCUGUGUUCAACAUAUUGCUUAUCCGCUGAACCCAACACCGCCUUCGCACUCACGGCCAUUACUUUCCCAGAUUCGUUCGGCAUCUUUGCCUCACUUACUUAAAGUUUUGCGCCUUGUUUCGAUAGCUAAACUCACAGAUAUUCCGCACGGGUCAGAGACAGCUCUGAUUCUGCAACAUUUGGCAUAGUUCCGCAGGCACGCAUACCAUCAGGGCGCAACUACAAGCUGAGGCAGUGGAAUUCGAGCGGACAACUAGCUCGGUUGAGUGAAGCAACAGACAACUUUUCCGUUCAUCUCAAUAUUCUAACCCGCUUCAGGUUCACAUCCGUCAAGCACAGUGAAGAUGCUGGGUGCACGCGCACGUGCGGCGGAGUACAAUGCUGCCAAAGCGGCCUCUGCAAGACAAGCCUCGCGUGAAGCUGAGGAACAGAAGCUGCCGCCAAAACCAGUGCCCAUCUCUCUGAGCGCAUUCACCAAGAACACUCAGCCAAACCGCAACAAGGGUGCCAAAGCCUACGUGCCUCUGGUCCUGGAAGAUACACCUGAAGGCAACAAACAGGGUCUUGACGAAGAGAAGGAUGAAAGCAUGGCUGCAACACCAACUCACCAAGCUCAUGCCGUCGAUCGUGGCCCUGCUUCUCAAGAGGUCGAGACUCCUCUAGGCCCUCGAAACCCUCAGCCUGUUCGGGCCGCUCCAGCAGUUCCAGCACAAACCGCGCCCAAAGCGAUGAUUGCCUCAGCGGCGGAAGCAACACAAGGACUUGCCAAUGCCACACCGUACCACAUUCAGCCUCAUUCCACCUUCACACAGUCUCAAGAAACCGUUCCGCUCAGUGUAAACAGUUCUCCGGGUGCACCGCAUGGUACUUCAGCAUACCCAGCUUAUAUCCCACCGAGACCAUUGCUUGGUAACACCAUGGGCCCCUCCGACAUAAGUCCCUCAAAGCAAGAGCACAAAUUCGCCAUGCUGUCUCAAAAGUACAUACACCCGCACAUGGUGACUGGAGCGACUCCUCAUCUGUACCCGGCAACACCAAGCAUGCAAGGAAGAUCUUCAAUGGUCACUGAUCCAUAUGCGGCCGCAACUCCGGGAUGGAACGCCAACCAGCCGUUCAGUGGGUUCGAACAGAUGCCCAGUCAGCGUCAGAUCUUUCAGAACUUCAACUCUGACGAAAUCUUGUCUGCUCCACCCGCUCGAGAGCCACGCAUCGCUUCUCCCAUGCAUAAUGCCGCUCUUGCUGUUGGUUCUUCUGCUGCAAACACCGACGACUCCUUCCCGCCACCGGCAGCCGCUGAAGAGACCACGGCAGAAGUGGCCACUCUACGGUUGCUACGUCUGACGGUGGCAACACCUGACGAUGAGCCUUAUGAUCGCAACAGCAAGAUGCAGAAUUUUGUGGCGGCCCAGCAGGCACUGGCAAAGACAGGCAAAACGGUUUUGCACAAUCCCGAGUUGCAUCGUGUCAAAGCUACCGCAGGAGGUGGGCCUGCACCAACGGACGCCAUCGCCACGGCUCUCGAACAUCAAGUCAAGGCUGAAGCCAAGAAAAACGAUGACGGGCAGAUAUCUCGAGCUUUGCUGAGGCCUCCCCCGGGAUUUGAGUUCAAAGCAGAUGGAAUACCUACCUUAGCAGUCUUGCGCGAAGGUGAAGCAAGCGACCCGUCCCCCAUGGAUAGCGAGACACUUCGAAAAGAGUUUGCGGUUGGCACGGAUGAUUGGCUUGAGCUGAGGCCAGUGACGCGGAGCGAACGCUUGAAGAUGAACAAGGCCAUGAGACUUUGCAGUACGACUAUGCAAGCAGAUGCCCCUAAAGCGCUGGUCGCGCAAGGACAGGAUAGGCGCGCUAAGCUGCUCCGAGAGCCUGAGGUGGACAAGGCCAGUGACCAUGGUGGGAUGAAGAUGUGGGAACAGAUCGCCGAAGAUCACGUCGCCGACCGACUUGCCAAGUCACCGGGGGGUGAUGAGGUUAUGGGUGCUGGCCCUUCGAAAUUGGACGUGGAAAAAGCAUCAAUUCUCAAAGUCGGACAGAUAUGGAACAAUCUGGCAAGCCACACCGCAUCAGAUGCCACCAGUGCAGACAAUGACGCUUUCCCACCGAAAUACAAGCCCGCCCCGGAGUAUGCCAUCGAGAGAGGUCAUCUGCUCAGUGGCGAAUCAGGAAGCACCAGCUUCUUUGAGGAGGACACGGGUGGGUUCUACAACGCUCCGAGCCGCAUCGCGAGAGACCCGAGAUUCCGCCCAACAGGAAAGGAAGGCUUCAAGUCAAAGUCAGAAGAGGAUUGGAAGCAUCGGUCUGAUAUGUACGGACGACGACGAUUGUGAAUGGAGAAGAGACAAAACAUGGAUGGAUAUCAUCAUGUCUGAAGGACGCCGCCGAGACGUGGAGGUGGUCUCUGGGAUAAGGAACAAUGUCCACGGUGUCUACACGGCAAACAGGUCCAAAGAAAGCUAGGGACCAAAGAUGUACGGUAGUUUCAUGGCUUCAUCGUUGCCACGAUGAGACAAACAAACUUGAACAGUGCGAGUUCCUUUUAUUAAUGGCCUGA
Molecule: messenger RNA, 3501 nt
Organism: Exophiala dermatitidis NIH/UT8656
Lineage: Eukaryota; Fungi; Ascomycota; Eurotiomycetes; Chaetothyriales; Herpotrichiellaceae
Exons: 2
Coding region: 1298-3277 (659 amino acids)
Source: RefSeq, a predicted model, not a curated record